Molecule: messenger RNA, 1399 nt
Organism: Naegleria gruberi
Lineage: Eukaryota; Heterolobosea; Eutetramitea; Acrasida; Naegleriidae
Exons: 1
Coding region: 1-1380 (459 amino acids)
Source: RefSeq, a predicted model, not a curated record
AUGUUGAAAACCAUCAAACGAAUUUCCUCUUCAUCUUUGGUCCAACACCACACCAACAAGACAUGUAUUCCUUACGUAACGCUGCAAAAGGCUUGUUACGCUAAGGCCGGUGAAAGAAAACACAAAGAACAAAUGACCGAUGUUAGAAAGCAAUAUAAACAAUUUUACACAACAUCAAAGGAACAACAAGAUGAAAAAUCGAGAAAGGAAUUCGCUUCUCACAGAGAGAGAGUUUUGAUUUAUCGUAAACAUAAAAGAGCUAACGCUAUACAAAAUAUGCAAAUGCACGAAAGAAUGAUGCAAAUUGAAAAGGAAGAACACGACCGAGAAAGAAAAGAAAGAGCACAAAGAGCCAUCAACUGGGAAUCUAUUCAACAAAGUAAAAGAAGAGAUAGUUUGAGGAGAUUAGCUUCUGAGGCUGAAUACUUCAUCUCUCCUGAAAAUAUUGAUAGACAUAUUGAAAACCAAUUGAACCCAGCUCGUGUCGUUGUUCCAACAGUAUUUGGAAGUGGAAAGUAUGGUAUUAACGAUGAAGUUGCUCUCGAACAUUUGAAGAAUACAAAGGAUAGAAUGAUUUUAAGAAAGGAAAGCGUUGGUGAAGAUCCACUCUAUCCAAAUAGCAAGGUAUAUGCUGACCAUAUGGCCUACUUGAAUGUAAGAGUUGGUACACAAUCAGGACAAUUGUUCGACUCUUAUGAAUAUAUCAAUGAACCAGAAGGUUUGCUCAAGAUGAAUGCCGAAAAGGAACAACAAGGUAUUGAAGAAUCAUUCUCUUCUACUGGUGAAGAAGAUGAAUUUGAAGCUAUUGAUAUGGCUAGCUUGGAAUUGGAAGAUAUUAAUGUUGAUGAUAAGGAAGAUCUUUCAUUCCGUCCAUUGACUAAUAUUGAAAAUAUUGAAAAGUUGUUCGAAUCUGCUUCUGCUAAUCUUAAGGAAGGAUUUGAUACUACCGCUGCUGAUAAAUUGAUUCUUGAAUUGAGCUCAAUUGAAGAUCUUCCAGCCAGUGACUUGGAUAACAUGGGCAAUGAAGAAGUUUCUUGGUUCAAGGAUUUGGAUAGAACUGAGGUUGAAGAUGAACAAAAUGAACGUGAAGAAGAAGAAGAAAGUGAUGAAGUUGAAAAGGAAAUGGAUCAAAAGUUGAUGAAUGCCGCUGAAGCUGGUGAUGUUGAAUAUGCUAUUGAUAGAGCUAUCAUGGAUAAACACAAUGAUGGUCUCAUGGCAUCUGUUGAACACAUUCAACCAAUUCUUAAGGAUGAAGUGCAGAAGGCUAAGUUGAUUAAGGAACUUUCCAAGACUCAACAAUUGGCUCAAGCUCACGUUUUGCACCCAAUGAAGAGGAAGAAUAGAAGAGUUUCUAAUGAUUCAACAACCAAGUCUGAUUAAAUAGGUGAAAAUUUGUAUU